Molecule: messenger RNA, 1934 nt
Organism: Solanum verrucosum
Lineage: Eukaryota; Viridiplantae; Streptophyta; Magnoliopsida; Solanales; Solanaceae
Product: peptidyl-prolyl cis-trans isomerase FKBP62-like
Exons: 12
Coding region: 76-1743 (555 amino acids)
Biological process (GO): protein peptidyl-prolyl isomerization
Cellular component (GO): cytoplasm
Molecular function (GO): peptidyl-prolyl cis-trans isomerase activity; protein binding
Source: RefSeq, a predicted model, not a curated record
CUCAUUGGAACUCUCUUUACCCAUUCUCUCACGCCACAUCACUGCUUUGUUCGAGUGCAGCAUUUUACUACUCCAAUGGAUGAUGAUUUUGAUAUUCCGGGGGCAGAAGGAAUGGAUGAUGACAUAGAUCUGCCGGACGAAAGUCCGAUCAUGAAAGUCGGCGAAGAGAAGGAGAUCGGAAAAGAAGGUUUGAAGAAGAAGCUUGUUAAAGAAGGCGAAGGAUGGGACACUCCUGAAGCUGGAGAUGAAGUAGAAGUUCAUUAUACUGGCACUCUGCUUGAUGGGACCAAGUUCGAUUCCAGUCGCGAUAGGGGCACUCCUUUCAAGUUCACUCUCGGUCAAGGACAAGUAAUUAAGGGAUGGGAUCAAGGUAUUAAGACAAUGAAAAAGGCUGAAAAUGCCAUUUUCACCAUUCCUCCAGAGCUGGCUUAUGGAGAGUCUGGUUCUCCUCCAACUAUCCCUCCAAAUUCCACUCUCCAGUUUGACGUUGAAUUGCUAUCAUGGGUGAGUGUAAAGGACAUCUGCAAGGAUGGUGGUAUCUUCAAGAAGAUCCUCACCAAGGGAGAGAAAUGGGAAAAUCCCAUGGAUCUUGACGAAGUUCUAGUCAAGUAUGAAGCUCAGCUUGAAGAUGGAUCAUUGGUUGGAAAAUCAGAUGGAGUGGAGUUCACUGUUCAGGAAGGACACUUCUGCCCUGCUAUUGCGAAAGCUGUGAAAACUAUGAAGAAAGGUGAAAAAGUCCAGUUGACGGUCAAGCCACAGUAUGGCUUUGGGGAGAAAGGAAAACCAGCCUCAGGUGAUGGAGGAGCGGUCCCACCUAAUGCUACACUGCAAAUUAGCUUGGAGUUGGUAACAUGGAAGACUGUCUCAAGUGUAACUGACGAUAAGAAAGUAAUAAAGAAGAUCUUAAAAGAAGGGGAAGGAUUCGAGAAACCGAAUGCAGGGGCUGUGGUUAAAAUGAAAUUGAUCGGCAAGCUACAAGAUGGCAGAGUCUUCAUAAAGAAGGGCCACAAUGGAGAAAAUGAAGACGAGCUUUUCGAGUUUAAGACAGAUGAGGAGCAAGUUAUAGAUGGGUUGGAUAGAGCUGUCAUGUCAAUGAAGAAGGGUGAAGUGGCACUGCUAAUAAUUGCACCUGAUUAUGCCUUUGGUCCAUCUGAAUCAAAGCAAGACUUAGGCGUUGUUCCUCCCAACUCAACUGUAUAUUAUGAGGUUGAGCUGGUUUCCUUUGUCAAGGAAAAGGAAUCAUGGGAUAUGAAUACCCAGGAGAAAAUUGAGGCUGCUGGCAAAAAGAAAGAGGAAGGAAAUGCUCUCUUCAAGGCUGGUAAAUAUGCAAGAGCAUCAACUAGAUAUGAGAAGGCUGCUAAAUUUAUUGAAGGUGAUACUGACUUUAGUGAAGAGGAAAAGAAACAAGCUAAAGCUUUGAAGAUCAGCUGCAACUUAAAUAAUGCAGCUUGCAAGUUGAAACUGAAAGAUUACAAGCAGGCGGAGAAGCUGUGUACCAAGGUGUUGGAAACUGAGAGUACUAAUGUUAAAGCUCUUUACCGGAGAGCUCAAGCAUAUAUGAACAUGGCAGAUCUUGAUCUAGCUGAAUUUGACAUUAAGAAAGCCCUUGAGAUUGAUCCUAACAACAGGGAUGUGAAGCUUGAAUACAAAGCUCUGAAGGAGAAAGUUAAGGAAUUCAAUAAGAAGGAUGCAAAAUUCUAUGGGAACAUGUUUGCUAAGUUAAAUAAGUUGGAUGCCAACUAGAUGUAAGUUUCAGACACAUGAUUUCUAGAGUCUAUGUAGCUCCAUGUUGUUUGAUGACCAGUUCAUGACACACUUUAUCUUUGUGCAGAACUCCGCUUCCAAGAACCACAACCAAUGAGCUUUAGACAGUAAAGGCAUAGUUGUCUUAAGCAGACAAGUCUUACUUUCAUGGCGCGUUGUUAGUUGUCUGU